This is a messenger RNA of Lactuca saligna, 905 nucleotides long. The record is from the annotation of a GenBank genome assembly. NCBI's taxonomy places the organism in Eukaryota, Viridiplantae, Streptophyta, Magnoliopsida, Asterales, Asteraceae.
AUGCCUAACAUAUUGUUUAAAUGGCGAUCUAGGGUUUACAAUUCUCGGCUAUUAGAACUUCCGGAGCACCAGCCGCCGAUACCUGCAAUUCCGACUGCAAUAAUGUCGCUGGUAGCAAACGAGGAGUUUCAACACAUUCUUCGUGUCCAGAACACAAACGUUGAUGGCAAGCAGAAGAUUAUGUUCGCUAUGACCUCAAUCAAAGGUAUUGGUCGUCGUUUUGCCAACAUCGUCUGCAAGAAGGCCGAUGUCGACAUGAACAAGAGGGCUGGAGAACUUUCAAAUGCUGAGAUUGAUAAUCUGAUGACAAUCGUGGCCAAUCCAAGGCAAUUCAAAAUCCCAGACUGGUUUUUGAAUAGGAAGAAGGAUUACAAGGAUGGGAAAUAUUCCCAGGUGACAUCCAAUGCUCUUGACAUGAAGUUGAGAGAUGACCUUGAGCGUUUGAAGAAGAUCAGAAACCACCGUGGUCUUCGUCAUUACUGGGGUUUGAGAGUGCGUGGACAGCACACCAAGACUACUGGGCGCAGGGGAAAGACUGUUGGUGUGUCAAAGAAGAGAUAAGUUAUGUUUUUGUUUUCAGCAGUUUUGGAUGUUCGGGGUUAUUAUAAGUUGGUAUGUCAUGGUGUUAUAAUUUUACUAUCUUGGAUAUGAUGUUUUUGUUAGUCUGUUUUUCAGAUCUCAUUUGAGAAAUUGUUGUUCCGGAUAUAUAGAUUAUUGAUGAAUUUUGGCUUUUCUCUGGAUUUACAUAUUACUCGUCAAGUUGCAUAUUCAUAUUAAAGCUCAUGGUAUUAUGUAUUCAUCUUAGCGUGACGAAACAAAGUCAUGAUUACAAAACUUGGUUAAAAGUUAUCUACGUAUUGGUUCUAACUGAAAAAUUCAAGUGUCAUCAAAACACUAGAUUACAC